UAAAGGAAGGAGAGGAGCGCUAGAGCGCCGUCCGUGACCGCGGCGAUAGCGGUGACCCAGUGAGGAAGGCAGCGGCAGGCGGCGGCCGGUCGUUGCCUUUUGGACUCGGGCUGGCGGUUAGAGGCGGUCCAGGCGGCUUGGGACAGCCCUGGGGAGGACUCAGCUGGACAUUUAAAAUUGUUUGGAGUCAACACUUUGGUUCCAGCCAUGGGCUUGUCAGCAUCUACUCCCACUGUUUCAGUUCAGACCUCAAGUGCUUCAGAUAAUCAGACAGCAUCACCACCUUCAGGAUGCCCAAUGCAUGAAAGGAAAAGUCAAGGCUGUCCAGUAAGUGGGGAACCAUCUGGUCCAACUAGUGACAGCAAAACUUACUCUGUGCCUGCCCACCAAGAUCGAGCGUAUGAAUAUGUGGAGUGCCCCAUUACUGGUACCAGGGCCAGUAAGGAGAACCUGGAUCCUUCAAAUCUGAUGCCACCACCUAAUCAAACACCAGCCCCAGAUCAGCCAUUUGCGUUGUCUACGGCCAGAGAAGAAUCAUCCAUUCCAAGAGCAGAUUCUGAGAAAAAGUGGGUUUAUCCUUCUGAGCAGAUGUUCUGGAAUGCGAUGUUAAGGAAAGGGUGGAAGUGGAAGGAUGAGGAUAUCAGUCAGAAAGACAUGUAUAAUAUCAUUAAGAUUCACAAUGAGAAUAAUGAGCAGGCCUGGAAGGAGAUUUUGAAGUGGGAAGCCCUUCAUGCUGCGGAGUGUCCUUGUGGUCCAUCAUUGAUCCGUUUCGGAGGGAAGGCAAAACAGUUUUCACCAAGGGCAAGAAUUCGGUCCUGGAUGGGGUACGAGUUGCCUUUCGACAGGCACGAUUGGAUCGUCAACCGCUGUGGCACAGAAGUUAGAUACGUGAUCGAUUACUAUGAUGGCGGCGAAGUGAACAAGGACUAUCAGUUCACCAUCCUGGAUGUGCGUCCUGCCUUGGAUUCGCUUUCAGCUGUAUGGGACAGAAUGAAGGUUGCUUGGUGGCGCUGGACUUCAUAACCACUGUUUGUUUGUGAUGGAAAAAGAUAAACUAUUUUUUUUCUGAGAGGUACAUUAAACUAUUUCCCCUAAUCUGAAUCUCACUCGUGAUGUAAGAUCUUCAAGUGGGCAGUCACACUUCAUCAUUUACUUAGUGAAGGAUACCUUGCGCCAUUAACCUUUGAGUCAUAUCUGCCUUGCAGUUUGUAGCAGACCAUUUUAAGUUUUCCUCCCUCUUCAUCUAAGUGAGAAGCAGUCCUUCGGAUUUCCCUUUAUAUUCACUAUUGCCUGUGUAGUUCAUCUAAAAAAGUCUUAACCUCUAUACAAGAGCUUUUGAAAAGUGUUGAAAGUUGUCUUGUUUUCUCAGGAAUGAGCUAUAAAACCUGGAAGUCAGUACAAUGUUCAUGAACUUCUUCCUGGUCAAAUAUUUUAACUAAAAUUUAGAAAUAAGACAGUUACGCUUUUUUAAAAAUGACAAGCAUUUCUAAAGUCCCUACAAUUUAGUAGUACUCCUGAACAGAAUGCAAAAGUGUACACUGGAAGUGCAUUCAGCAAGAAUACGCAUGUCGUAGGUCUCCAAAUUUUCACUUAUGUCAAUUUUUCUGACUGGACCUUGUUACAGAAAUUUCAACUCACCAUAAAGUGGUAAUGCAUAUAUUUUUAACACAUAUUUUAACUUUUAAGCUUUUCCUUUUAAUUCCUGUAAUCCUAAUAUAUAAGUCUGCUCCCCAGAAAGCAGGUGUCCUCAUUGUCCCUAGCGUUUGACAAGUCAUCCCAACUUUGAGAUCCAUUCCUCCCCGGCCUGGGAGCUUCCUUUGCAGUCAGCCGAAUCCAAACCCUGGGAGCCUGGCUGAAGCCACAGUGCCAAUGCUGAUCCUCUGUAAAGCAUGAGUGUAUUUGGUUGUGGGUUAAAAUUCAUAAGAAGAGUAUUUUGUUCUCAGAUGUAUUUACAUCAGUUCCGUGUCUAAAUUUUGGUUUUGUUUGAGGGAAGCUCUAAAUUUGCUGUUCGAAUUCUUUGUUUCAGUAGCCCGUGGACUGGUUGUUCUAAUUAUGGCAGCAUGGUACAAAUGACUGGUUUUCUUCAGUAUUGAUAAUAUUAAUCUUUAAUUUAUCCUGAACACUGUAGUAUUAAAUUAGUGGAUGGAGUGGGCAGUCUGAAUGAUUAACUUGGUCUGGAUUUCUCUGUUGUGUCAGUUCUGCAUGGAAUUUCAAACAUCAAACAAUCUUAAGUUGUGCCUGUCAGAAUAUUUAUACAUUUUUAAAUAAAGCUGAUAGUUAACAGGUUUUGAAAA
Molecule: messenger RNA, 2294 nt
Organism: Chinchilla lanigera (long-tailed chinchilla)
Lineage: Eukaryota; Metazoa; Chordata; Mammalia; Rodentia; Chinchillidae
Product: cytochrome c-type heme lyase
Exons: 7
Coding region: 208-1023 (271 amino acids)
Biological process (GO): cytochrome c-heme linkage
Cellular component (GO): mitochondrion
Molecular function (GO): holocytochrome-c synthase activity
Source: RefSeq, a predicted model, not a curated record